AUGAGCAAAAAGUUUAAUUCUCGAGGGAAACGAAUUGUUGAAAUGAGUUUGAGUAAAAAUGCACUUGAUGUCAUGCCCAACAGCUCAUCAACUUUAUCUGGUAACAUACCUGCUUUUGCUUCUCACGAUACUGAACACUGUUUCUUUGACAGUGAACUACAAAAAGUUUUACCAACUACCCUUAGUAUUGAUCCUAACUCAAACCUCGUCAUUUUAACAACACCUACUAAUAACAAUGAUUGUGACAUGACCCAAAGCAAUAAUGAAGACGCUCAGAUAGACAUAAGAAGUUUAUCUGUAGUUCUUGAAACGUCUCUCGCCACUGAAAGUUGUCACGACACAGUUGCUUUUUCCAACACUGGCCCUUCCACUAUAGAAUUCACUAAUGACAUAAAUAGUGUAUAUUGUGCUAAUACGGAUUCAGCACUUCUUGGAAACAGCCUACCUAGUACUAUUAAUAUCAUUGGCGCUGAUCAAAACUCGAAUAUAGAUGUUCAAGAGCUCCAAUGCACUACAGAAUCUUCUGACCCUAUGCCUAGCACAUCUACUGGCAUGGUUUUUACAAGUACUGUCUGCAAUGUCGAAAGUUAUGAAGGACACAACAGCGACAGUUGUUCAACUACAAAUAGUAAUAUUUCAUUGAAUUUGAUUUCGAAUCAGCAACAUAAAAACCUUAAUGAAAUUGAAACCUGA
Parnassius apollo (apollo) is the source of this 693-nucleotide messenger RNA. Lineage: Eukaryota; Metazoa; Arthropoda; Insecta; Lepidoptera; Papilionidae. The record is from the annotation of a GenBank genome assembly.